CAGCCUGCUCUCACCACACUACUACUACUACUACUACUACUACUACUACUACUACUACUACUACUACUACUACUACUACUACUACUACUACUACUACUACUACUACUACUACUACUACUACUACUACUACUACUACUACUACUACUACUACUACUACUACUACUACUACUACUACUACUACUACUACUACUACUACUACUACUACUACUACUACUACUACUACUACUACUACUACUACUACUACUACUACUACUACUACUACUACUACUACUACUACUACUACUACUACUACUACUACUACUACUACUACUACUACUACUACUACUACUACUACUACUACUACUACUACUACUACUACUACUACUACUACUACUACUACUACUACUACUACUACUACUACUACUACUACUACUACUACUACUACUACUACUACUACUACUACUACUACUACUACUACUACUACUACUACUACUACUACUACUACUACUACUACUACUACUACUACUACUACUACUACUACUACUACUACUACUACUACUACUACUACUACUACUACUACUACUACUACUACUACUACUACUACUACUACUACUACUACUACUACUACUACUACUACUACUACUACUACUACUACUACUACUACUACUACUACUACUACUACUACUACUACUACUACUACUACUACUACUACUACUACUACUACUACUACUACUACUACUACUACUACUACUACUACUACUACUACUACUACUACUACUACUACUACUACUACUACUACUACUACUACUACUACUACUACUACUACUACUACUACUACUACUACUACUACUACUACUACUACUACUACUACUACUACUACUACUACUACUACUACUACUACUACUACUACUACUACUACUACUACUACUACUACUACUACUACUACUACUACUACUACUACUACUACUACUACUACUACUACUACUACUACUACUACUACUACUACUACUACUACUACUACUACUACUACUACUACUACUACUACUACUACUACUACUACUACUACUACUACUACUACUACUACUACUACUACUACUACUACUACUACUACUACUACUACUACUACUACUACUACUACUACUACUACUACUACUACUACUACUACUACUACUACUACUACUACUACUACUACUACUACUACUACUACUACUACUACUACUACUACUACUACUACUACUACUACUACUACUACUACUACUACUACUACUACUACUACUACUACUACUACUACUACUACUACUACUACUACUACUACUACUACUACUACUACUACUACUACUACUACUACUACUACUACUACUACUACUACUACUACUACUACUACUACUACUACUACUACUACUACUACUACUACUACUACUACUACUACUACUACUACUACUACUACUACUACUACUACUACUACUACUACUACUACUACUACUACUACUACUACUACUACUACUACUACUACUACUACUACUACUACUACUACUACUACUACUACUACUACUACUACUACUACUACUACUACUACUACUACUACUACUACUACUACUACUACUACUACUACUACUACUACUACUACUACUACUACUACUACUACUACUACUACUACUACUACUACUACUACUACUACUACUACUACUACUACUACUACUACUACUACUACUACUACUACUACUACUACUACUACUACUACUACUACUACUACUACUACUACUACUACUACUACUACUACUACUACUACUACUACUACUACUACUACUACUACUACUACUACUACUACUACUACUACUACUACUACUACUACUACUACUACUACUACUACUACUACUACUACUACUACUACUACUACUACUACUACUACUACUACUACUACUACUACUACUACUACUACUACUACUACUACUACUACUACUACUACUACUACUACUACUACUACUACUACUACUACUACUACUACUACUACUACUACUACUACUACUACUACUACUACUACUACUACUACUACUACUACUACUACUACUACUACUACUACUACUACUACUACUACUACUACUACUACUACUACUACUACUACUACUACUACUACUACUACUACUACUACUACUACUACUACUACUACUACUACUACUACUACUACUACUACUACUACUACUACUACUACUACUACUACUACUACUACUACUACUACUACUACUACUACUACUACUACUACUACUACUACUACUACUACUACUACUACUACUACUACUACUACUACUACUACUACUACUACUACUACUACUACUACUACUACUACUACUACUACUACUACUACUACUACUACUACUACUACUACUACUACUACUACUACUACUACUACUACUACUACUACUACUACUACUACUACUACUACUACUACUACUACUACUACUACUACUACUACUACUACUACUACUACUACUACUACUACUACUACUACUACUACUACUACUACUACUACUACUACUACUACUACUACUACUACUACUACUACUACUACUACUACUACUACUACUACUACUACUACUACUACUACUACUACUACUACUACUACUACUACUACUACUACUACUACUACUACUACUACUACUACUACUACUACUACUACUACUACUACUACUACUACUACUACUACUACUACUACUACUACUACUACUACUACUACUACUACUACUACUACUACUACUACUACUACUACUACUACUACUACUACUACUACUACUACUACUACUACUACUACUACUACUACUACUACUACUACUACUACUACUACUACUACUACUACUACUACUACUACUACUACUACUACUACUACUACUACUACUACUACUACUACUACUACUACUACUACUACUACUACUACUACUACUACUACUACUACUACUACUACUACUACUACUACUACUACUACUACUACUACUACUACUACUACUACUACUACUACUACUACUACUACUACUACUACUACUACUACUACUACUACUACUACUACUACUACUACUACUACUACUACUACUACUACUACUACUACUACUACUACUACUACUACUACUACUACUACUACUACUACUACUACUACUACUACUACUACUACUACUACUACUACUACUACUACUACUACUACUACUACUACUACUACUACUACUACUACUACUACUACUACUACUACUACUACUACUACUACUACUACUACUACUACUACUACUACUACUACUACUACUACUACUACUACUACUACUACUACUACUACUACUACUACUACUACUACUACUACUACUACUACUACUACUACUACUACUACUACUACUACUACUACUACUACUACUACUACUACUACUACUACUACUACUACUACUACUACUACUACUACUACUACUACUACUACUACUACUACUACUACUACUACUACUACUACUACUACUACUACUACUACUACUACUACUACUACUACUACUACUACUACUACUACUACUACUACUACUACUACUACUACUACUACUACUACUACUACUACUACUACUACUACUACUACUACUACUACUACUACUACUACUACUACUACUACUACUACUACUACUACUACUACUACUACUACUACUACUACUACUACUACUACUACUACUACUACUACUACUACUACUACUACUACUACUACUACUACUACUACUACUACUACUACUACUACUACUACUACUACUACUACUACUACUACUACUACUACUACUACUACUACUACUACUACUACUACUACUACUACUACUACUACUACUACUACUACUACUACUACUACUACUACUACUACUACUACUACUACUACUACUACUACUACUACUACUACUACUACUACUACUACUACUACUACUACUACUACUACUACUACUACUACUACUACUACUACUACUACUACUACUACUACUACUACUACUACUACUACUACUACUACUACUACUACUACUACUACUACUACUACUACUACUACUACUACUACUACUACUACUACUACUACUACUACUACUACUACUACUACUACUACUACUACUACUACUACUACUACUACUACUACUACUACUACUACUACUACUACUACUACUACUACUACUACUACUACUACUACUACUACUACUACUACUACUACUACUACUACUACUACUACUACUACUACUACUACUACUACUACUACUACUACUACUACUACUACUACUACUACUACUACUACUACUACUACUACUACUACUACUACUACUACUACUACUACUACUACUACUACUACUACUACUACUACUACUACUACUACUACUACUACUACUACUACUACUACUACUACUACUACUACUACUACUACUACUACUACUACUACUACUACUACUACUACUACUACUACUACUACUACUACUACUACUACUACUACUACUACUACUACUACUACUACUACUACUACUACUACUACUACUACUACUACUACUACUACUACUACUACUACUACUACUACUACUACUACUACUACUACUACUACUACUACUACUACUACUACUACUACUACUACUACUACUACUACUACUACUACUACUACUACUACUACUACUACUACUACUACUACUACUACUACUACUACUACUACUACUACUACUACUACUACUACUACUACUACUACUACUACUACUACUACUACUACUACUACUACUACUACUACUACUACUACUACUACUACUACUACUACUACUACUACUACUACUACUACUACUACUACUACUACUACUACUACUACUACUACUACUACUACUACUACUACUACUACUACUACUACUACUACUACUACUACUACUACUACUACUACUACUACUACUACUACUACUACUACUACUACUACUACUACUACUACUACUACUACUACUACUACUACUACUACUACUACUACUACUACUACUACUACUACUACUACUACUACUACUGUAACAACAGAAUACAAGGGCUGGCAACAGAUCGUUUUAUUACGAAAAUCAACAC
Trichobilharzia regenti is the source of this 5049-nucleotide messenger RNA. The record is from the annotation of a GenBank genome assembly. NCBI's taxonomy places the organism in Eukaryota, Metazoa, Platyhelminthes, Trematoda, Strigeidida, Schistosomatidae.